This is a messenger RNA of Medicago truncatula (barrel medic), 2229 nucleotides long. RefSeq names its product heterogeneous nuclear ribonucleoprotein 1. The record is from RefSeq and is a predicted model, not a curated record. NCBI's taxonomy places the organism in Eukaryota, Viridiplantae, Streptophyta, Magnoliopsida, Fabales, Fabaceae. The transcript has 4 exons. The coding region runs from base 210 to 1655 and encodes 481 amino acids. Gene Ontology annotation, molecular function: mRNA binding. Gene Ontology annotation, biological process: regulation of translation.
UCUCUUACUCAUUCAUUGUGAUACACAACUUUCAUUCAUUCAUCCAUUAUAUAUAUACAUAUUUAUCUUCUUUCAAUCAACGGUAAUUGUUCUUUCUUAGAGAAAAAAUAAAGAGGGCCUUUCGCCCUCUCUCUUUCUUCUUAUGCUUUCUCUCAGAUCUUAGAUUUCUUCUAAUUUUCUCAUCUGGGUUUGUCUUCAUUUGAGUGGAAAUGGACCCGGGGAAGCUAUUCAUUGGAGGGAUUUCCUGGGAUACAAAUGAAGACCGACUCAGACAGUAUUUUCAGAACUUUGGAGAUGUAGUUGAAGCUGUGAUAAUGAAGGAUCGGACCACGGGACGUGCUCGUGGUUUUGGAUUUGUUGUUUUUGCUGAUCCUUCUGUUGCCGAACGCGUUGUUAUGGAAAAACAUGUCAUAGAUGGUAGAACUGUUGAAGCAAAAAAAGCUGUCCCUAGAGAUGAUCAGAAUGUGUUUACUAGAAGCAACAGCAGCAGUCAUGGAUCGCCUGCUCCUACUCCUAUACGCACAAAAAAGAUAUUUGUUGGAGGUCUAGCAUCCACAGUUACUGAGAGUGAUUUUAAGAAUUACUUUGAUCAAUUCGGAACAAUUACUGAUGUUGUUGUAAUGUAUGAUCAUAACACUCAACGUCCUAGAGGUUUUGGAUUCAUCACAUAUGAUUCUGAGGAAGCAGUUGAGAAAGUGCUGCACAAAACUUUUCACGAACUUAAUGGUAAAAUGGUUGAGGUUAAGAGGGCUGUCCCAAAGGACUUAUCUCCAAGUCCAAGUAGAGGUCAGCUAGGUGGAUUUAGUUACGGUACUAUGAGUAGAGUUGGUAGUUUUUCUAAUGGUUUUGCUCAGGGAUAUAAUCCAAGCCUGAUUGGAGGACAUGGACUUAGAUUAGACGGUAGAUUGAGUCCUGCUAAUGUUGGCCGUAGUGGAUAUUCUCUUUUCAGUCCUAGUUAUGGGACAGGACUCAACUUUGAGCCACCAUUGAACCAAAAUGAAAAUGAAAACUUUACUUCUAACUUUAUCAUGGGCCGUGCAUUGAGUUCUCCAUACAGUGCAAGUCCGAGCAGGUACAAUAAUGCCAUGGCAUAUGCUGCUGGUUCAAAUGUUGGCAACAGUUCAGCCAUAAGUUCAACAAAUCAGAGUUUGUGGGGUAAUGGAAAUCUUAAUUAUGCUAAUAACCCUGCAAGCUCUGAUGCUUUCUUAGGUUACGGAAGUGAAAAUUCAAGUAUUGGUUCAUUUGGCAAUAUUGGAUCGCUUUGGAGUACCUCUGUUGGUGCUGCUAAUCAAGCUGGAACUAUUGGCUCUGGUUAUGGUAAAAGCAGUCUUAAUUAUAGGCUUGGAGAUGUGAUUUUAGGGUCAAAAGCGGUAGGUUAUGGAAAAAACAGUGAAAGCAAUGUUGAAUCAGAUUCAUCGUACGCUUUCUCAAAUGGCAGUUAUGGCGAGGCAUAUAAAAGUACCUUUGAAGCUGGGCCAUUUUAUCAAGACCAUACUUGGAGACCAACAACUUCAGAACUAGAGGAUUCUGGUCCUCUUAGUUUUGGCCUUGAAAAUGCCGUUUCAGAUUUAAUGCGCAAAAGCUCUAGUAGUGGUCACAUUGGGGCUUAUGCUGCUGUUGCUAAUAGACAAUCAAACAGAGGAAUUGCUGCUUAGGAAGGUUAUGCCAUGUAUGAUGCUAGCUUGUGUUUCGAAGGUGAAUGAAUGUGGAAAGCAUAAAUCUUCUUCGUUUCGUGAUAGUUUGAAUGAUUCUAAAAUUUCGUUAGAGCCAGUUGGAUUGGCAGUGUUGAAUAACUUGCAAAUACACAGACUUACAAGGGAUUUACUAUAUAAGGGUUGAGUUGAGUGUGAAUUAUAGGUUUUCUUUCUUUGGGAUUUUGAGACUUGUAAUCAAGUUAUAUGAUGGAGUUUGUCACAAAAUGAUGCACACCUCUCUCUCAUGACAAAGUAAUACACAAAAGAAGAAGACCUUCUCCCUUUUAUUUUCUUUUGUUAUAUUUUUUUUCUUUCUCUUUUUUCAAACUGUUAUUCCUUAUUCCUCUUUGGACAAUUAGAGUUGGACCAUGUUGCUAGUCUUGGCUGGUUGGUAUUUUUUAAUUUUCUUCUCUUCAGUGUUUUGAUUUCUCAGAAUCUGUAAAAGAUACACGAUAUUAUCAUUGAAAUGUUCAUCUAGGUUCCUUAAAAUGUUAGCUGAUUCAUCUUCCACACAAUACAAAUUUUUCUUGUGCUA